Sciurus carolinensis (gray squirrel) is the source of this 2831-nucleotide messenger RNA. RefSeq names its product PDLIM1 interacting kinase 1 like (gene Pdik1l). The record is from RefSeq and is a predicted model, not a curated record. The transcript has 3 exons. Gene Ontology annotation, molecular function: ATP binding; protein kinase activity. NCBI's taxonomy places the organism in Eukaryota, Metazoa, Chordata, Mammalia, Rodentia, Sciuridae. Gene Ontology annotation, biological process: protein phosphorylation. Bases 1607 to 2632 code for a protein of 341 amino acids.
GCGGGGCGCCCGCCAGGCCUCCCAGCUUGGGCCUCGCCUCCCCGCGAGCCCGCUGCAAAGCUCCGCGUUCCCCAGGUGCCGUCGGCCGGAGCGGAGGAAGAUGCACCAGGAGUCCCACCCCAGCGACCCCCGCACGCCAGCCCGCAGCUCGGUAGGUCGGAAGGGGGCGGGCAGGCCCGGGCGCGCGCACCGCUAGGCCGCGACCCGCCGCCGCAGACCCUUCCCGGGACCGCGGGCCGUGCGCGCCCGCAGCGGCUGCGGGUGACAGAGCCGGGCGUGGAGCGGUCUCCCGGGCCGACCACCCCUGCGGGGAGGGGCACCAGUGGUGUGCUCCGCAGCGCGCACACCUCGGGCGACGCCGGGCUCCGCACAGCCGCAGGACCCGAGCGCAGCGACGGGGAGCUGGGAGCGGGGAGCGGGCCCCGGGCGCGCGCCCAGCAGGCGGCGCUCGCCCCGUAGGCGGCGCUCGGCGGCGCGGCGCGCUACGGAAAGCCGGAGGGAGGCGGGGCCGCCGGCGUGAGGGGGUGUGUCUGCGCGCACCACGGGGGCGCGCGCCGGCCUCUGACUGGAGGCGGCGGCGGCGGAGGCGCGAGCUGCCCGAUAAUGGCGGCCUGCAGAGCCCGUGAGAGGGAGCAGCGGCGGCGGCUACCCUGAGGUAAAGCAGGCGCUUCGGCGCGGCACGGAGGUCCCGCCGCAGAGCCGCCGGCCCCGCACGCGCCUCUCCUCCCCGCAGGCCUGUCACAGACCUGACAGCGGAGUCAUCGCGGGCAAGGCCCGCGCUUCAGGCCACCGGCCCCGGCAGCGGCCUCCUCUCACGCCAGGGCCACUCCCCGGGCCCCGGCGCUCCGCCCGCAGCCCCGAGGAGUGCAGGCCGCCGCGGGAUCGGCUCCGGGGGCGCAGGGCCCCGGGAGGAUCCCCGCAGGGUCUCAUCGGGUCGCGGCCGCGGAGGGGACGGCCCGAUCCUUAGCCAGGAGCGUGGCCCGAGCCGCCGCGUCGGGCAGCACCUCUGGCCCCGGCCGGCCCUCCCCCGGCACCAGCAGGUGUAUGGCCCGGCCGGCCGGCGUCCAGCGCUGGGUGAGCACGGCAGGCAGGAGGGCCCGGGAGAUGCCAGCGUAAGUCACCUCGGUUCGCACGGCGUGCGCCCGCGCGCUCUCUGGACCCGGGGUUGCGGGGAUUUCAAGCCGCCUUCCUCGUUCCUGAUUCAGGAAGGGGCCGCUUCCUAGGGGGUCACUGCACCCAGCGGGAGAGGAGGGCUGCCUCCGAGAGCGAGCCGCUGGGGACGCGCCGCAUCGGCGGUCGCAGCGCAGAAGCCUGCCUGCCCCAGUGCCGGGCAGGAAAUCGGCCUCCAGGGCGGAGAGGGAUUGGAAGGGUGCUGCCCAGGUUGAGGAAGCGGACUUGGGGCGUCGCAGAAGCAGGCGUUCUCGUCCCCAGAUCUGCCCUGUAGAUAUAAAGGGGCUGUUUCCUACUUCUCAGCCUCCAGAGUCAGUCGAUUUUUGUUUCCCCAGUUGUACAAGAUAAAUAUCGUACAAUCUCAGGUUAUCUUCCUUGCCCAUGGUGACAACCUACAAAUGAGAAUGGGGAGUGAGAAGAAACCUCGACCUUGAAGAUGGUGAGUAGCCAGCCAAAGUACGAUCUAAUACGGGAGGUAGGCCGAGGUAGUUACGGUGUUGUGUAUGAAGCAGUCAUCAGAAAGACCUCUGCACGGGUGGCAGUGAAGAAAAUUCGAUGCCACGCACCUGAAAAUGUUGAACUAGCACUUCGUGAAUUCUGGGCACUAAGCAGUAUCAAGAGCCAACAUCCAAAUGUGAUUCACCUGGAGGAAUGCAUCCUGCAAAAAGAUGGGAUGGUGCAAAAGAUGUCCCAUGGCUCUAAUUCUUCCCUUUACUUACAGCUUGUAGAGACUUCAUUAAAAGGAGAAAUUGCCUUUGAUCCCAGAAGCGCCUAUUAUUUGUGGUUUGUGAUGGAUUUUUGUGACGGAGGAGAUAUGAAUGAGUAUCUGUUGUCCAGGAAACCCAAUCGGAAAACUAACACCAGCUUCAUGCUUCAGCUGAGCAGUGCCCUGGCCUUCUUGCAUAAAAACCAGAUCAUCCACCGGGAUCUGAAGCCAGACAACAUCCUGAUUUCUCAAAGCAGGUUGGAUACCAGUGACUUGGAACCCACAUUGAAAGUGGCCGAUUUUGGUCUAAGUAAAGUUUGUUCAGCCUCUGGGCAGAACCCAGAAGAACCUGUCAGCGUAAACAAGUGUUUCCUUUCCACGGCAUGUGGAACAGAUUUCUACAUGGCUCCUGAAGUAUGGGAGGGACACUAUACAGCAAAAGCUGACAUCUUUGCCCUGGGGAUUAUCAUCUGGGCCAUGCUGGAAAGGAUCACCUUCAUAGACACAGAGACAAAAAAGGAACUCUUGGGGAGUUAUGUAAAACAAGGAACUGAAAUUGUGCCAGUUGGGGAGGCACUUUUGGAAAAUCCCAAAAUGGAACUUCUAAUUCCUGUGAAGAAAAAGUCUAUGAAUGGGCGAAUGAAACAACUGAUUAAAGAAAUGCUGGCCGCAAACCCUCAGGAUCGUCCAGAUGCUUUUGAACUAGAACUCAGAUUAGUACAAAUUGCAUUUAAAGAUAGCAGCUGGGAAACGUGACAUAUUAUUUGCAAAUAUCUUGGAUGAUAUGCUGCUUCUGAUUUAAAGUGAUGCAACAUUAUAUGGCUGAAAAAGAAUACAAAAAGCUAAACUCCACCUUGUAAGGGUCUAGAUUUUAUUGUGGGAUUCUUUUUUUCUUCUCAUUUUUCUUAAUUCGAGCUGGCCAUUUUAUUAGUACGUUUUAAAUGUGUAUUACCAA